CCGGCAGGCGCCUCGUCGGAAGGAGCUUGUGCUCUUGAGUGAGAUGAGGGUCUGACAGAGGGCACAGGGGUGGAUGCUAAAGAGGAUGCGCCGGCCGAUGGAGCAUCCCCAUUUCACUACACUCGAAACCGGGUUUUGGAGGGAGAAAACUUGAGAAUUAAAAAAAUAUAUCACGUUUGUUUUUUACUGGCUUUUAAAGCACAUCAGCAGAAGCCCGUAUUUUCCCGGGCACCGUCGACGGUGAGGCUGAGCUGCUGUAAUCUUGGAGGAGGAGGCGGAGGAUGGUACGUGAUGAUAAACCUGGAGUGUACAUCAAGUGUUUUAUCCACAAGGAGCGGAGAUGAGGCGACGUCUGGACAAAAGAUGUCCGAGCGGCUUUAAACGCAUCAUCUGCGGCGGUAAAACUCUCUAAAAUCAAUCCGUGGAUGGACUUUAUUUUUUAUUUACGGUAAAUUGAGAAUCGUGUGGCCAAAGCUGGGAUUUAUGAAUCGAUUUUUUGUGUUGUUGAAAUUCACAAAAUCGUGUAAAAUUACUCUUUAAUAAUUUACAUAUUUUGUCAAAUUUGACCAAAGGUUAUUUUUGAUUAAGCCUUAAGCUAACUUCGAAUAGUAGUUACGUUAGCUUCUUUUUUGAAUACUUUCUCUGUCAAAACAAACAAAGAACAUUCCCCUCGGAUUCUCCUCCCGGAUUUAAACAUCUGGCUCUUAAUUGUACUGUAAAUCAGUCUCCCUCUGCUGUCAGUUUAGUCCCGAGUUUAGCCCGAUAAUCCCGCAUAACUGAUGAUGAGUUGGGCUUUAUUUGGCUAACGGUUGUUGUAGCAUCGAGCGCGCGCGCGCUGCUGUUUUUCUGUCAUCACCAUGCCUGCACCGACUCGUUUUGUUCCGACCGAGCCGGCCCAAACCAAGCACCCGAGGACAUAAGAGCACACCGAGCCAUGUCGGACUGAGACAGCGGAGUGGCUCCGCCGGUCGGGACCUCAGAGCAGCUUUAUUUAGGGACAGCGGAUCAAGCGGCAGCGGCUAGCCUGAGUCCUGCCAGAGCGACGGGAUCGUUCUUCGACUCAACUCGGCACCGGAAUCUAACAAAAAUGGGGGAGCAGCCCAUCUUCAGCACCAGGGCCCACGUCUUCCAGAUCGAUCCAAACACCAAGAAGAACUGGGUUCCCACCAGCAAGCACGCCGUCACCGUCUCCUACUUCUUCGAUAGCACCAGGAAUGUCUAUCGGAUCAUCAGUCUGGACGGAUCCAAGGCCAUCAUCAACAGCACCAUCACCCCCAACAUGACCUUCACAAAGACGUCGCAGAAGUUCGGGCAGUGGGCCGACAGCCGGGCCAACACCGUGUACGGCCUGGGCUUCUCCUGCGAGAGCCACCUGGCGAAGUUUGCGGAAAAGUUCGCCGAGUUUAAGGAAGCGGCGCGGUUAGCCAAGGAGAAGUCUCAGGAGAAGACGGAGCUCACCAGCACUCCCUCUCAGGAGUCGGCACCAGCUGACCUGCAGUCGCCUCUGACCUCUGAGAGCGUCAACGGUACAGCCGACGACAGACUCGCCGCAGACGCCAACCAGCACGCCGACACACGGGCAGAGCCCUCCCAGAAUGCACUGCCCUUCUCUCACAGUUCAUCCAGCAUCAACAAACACUGGGAGGCGGAGCUCGCGGCGCUGAAGGGCAACAACGCCAAGCUGACGGCGGCUCUGCUGGAGUCCACGGCCAACGUCAAGCAGUGGAAGCAGCAGCUGGCGGCCUAUCAGGAGGAGGCAGAGCGGCUACACAAACGGGUGACCGAGCUGGAGUGCGUGAGCGUCCAAACCACGGUGAUCAAAACCCAGAAGACGGAGCUCAACAGAACGAUAGAGGAGCUGGAGGCGGCUUUGAGGGCCAAAGAGGAGGAGCUGGAGAGACUGAAAGCAGAGGUGGAGAGUGCCAACGAGUUCAAGUUUCAGAAGGACUCGCUCCUGCAGAAGCUGGAGGACACCGAGGCGAGGAACCGGACUCUGGAGGCGCAGCUGAGCGACCUGGAGCAGCGCCUGGAGGGCAUCCAGCUGGAGAGGGAGACCUACCGGAAGAACCUGCGCUCCCUGCUGGAGAUGCUGGACGGCAAGAUCUUCGAGCUGACGGAGCUGCGCGACACGCUGGUCAAGCUGAUCGAGGGCAGCUAGGAAGAGUCCGCCCCCUCCCCACGGCACAGCACUUGCACCGUUCUGCACGUCGGUACCGGCAUCACGCCACGACUUGAAUUUUUUCAUUUGUCACGUGUCAGAGUUUACAUGCGACCCCACGCAUCAGCGGUACACACGGAUUGUUUACAAGCAGCCAAGGGGAAGCCUUCCCCCCCUUGCUCCACUCUGGACCCCCAUCUCAUCGCUCCCUCCAUUCAGUUGUCACGGAAACAGCGAACUAUUGGGGGGGGGGGGACUGCCACGUCUCCUACAUUCAGUAUAUGAGCAAUACGAAAAACAUCACUUUAAAACCCUUUUCACCUUCAGGUAUAGAUGGCUCCGCCCUCGCAGAAACGAAAAGAGGUGGAGCUUAAUUCAGCCGCUUUUCUUUCAAUACGUUUAUUUAAACAAACCUUUUAUACUCCAGUUGUGUGUGGACGAAUCAGAUGUCUGCUUUUCUUCUCGACUUGAAUUUCCACGACUGAAUUCUUUUUGUUAAAAAAAUUUUUUUUUUUUCUUAAAUUAUCGUCAAUCGAGAUAACUUUAUUUUUACCUCGUUCUUUUUCCGGCUAGGCGGCCGUCAGAUGGAAAAACGGGCGAUGUCUUUGUUACGAGAAAGCGGCGGUACGAGAAUCUUUCUUUUUUUUUUUUUGUCUUUUGCCAAAUGGUCUUUUCCUGUACAGAUCUCAACUCUUACUGACGUUGCCUUUGGCACAAAGAUGCAUCAAUGCUAGCUAACUAGCGGUACUUUUUUGUGGGAGUAACUGUUGCCAAAAACAAACAAACUGCUACAGCCGGAAGAACACGCCUCAAGGGCUCGGUGGUGGUCGGGACUCACGGGGGGACAUUUUCCUGCUGAAAAGGUAUGGGUUGAACGUUCUAAUGUUGAUUCAAUCACAUGCUUCAAAACACAAAAUGUCAUUUUGAUUUAUAGUAAAACAAAUCCAAUCACCGGA
Molecule: messenger RNA, 3114 nt
Organism: Oryzias latipes (Japanese medaka)
Lineage: Eukaryota; Metazoa; Chordata; Actinopteri; Beloniformes; Adrianichthyidae
Gene: homer1
Product: homer scaffold protein 1
Biological process (GO): G protein-coupled glutamate receptor signaling pathway
Molecular function (GO): G protein-coupled glutamate receptor binding
Source: RefSeq, a predicted model, not a curated record